Daucus carota subsp. sativus is the source of this 3234-nucleotide messenger RNA. RefSeq lists its product as uncharacterized. Gene Ontology annotation, molecular function: RNA-DNA hybrid ribonuclease activity; nucleic acid binding. The transcript is spliced from 6 exons. NCBI's taxonomy places the organism in Eukaryota, Viridiplantae, Streptophyta, Magnoliopsida, Apiales, Apiaceae. The record is from RefSeq and is a predicted model, not a curated record. The coding region runs from base 1 to 3234 and encodes 1077 amino acids. Gene Ontology annotation, biological process: DNA integration.
AUGGGAGCUUUUCAGGACUCCCUAAGGAAAAACAGAAACAUACUACUCUAUCCUAGGUUUUUCCAGAUUGUGCUCAACCAGUUGCUGACUCCUGCUGAAAGGGCUGUCUAUCCUAAUAUAGACAAUGUCAUAUGCUCCUUCAUGACCACAAGGGUGAUAUCUAUGCUGGAGAGUCACCAGAACUACACUAACAAUGAGGAUGUGGUUCUUCCGGAGGCAAUGCAAGAAUUCUUAAACAACCAGAACUUGCCUCCACCACACAUUCAAAAUGUUGCUGAUCCUGUGGUUCAGGAAGAGGAGGUCUCUGAAACACAAAGUGCAGAAGUUCCUGAGUCAUCUCAUCAAGCUGACAUUCCUGAGACUCAAACUUCUCAAAUUCAAGAAGAGAAACCCUCUGACCCACUGAGUGCUCUAGCUUUGAGUGAAACGAGAGAAACACCUACAGAACGCACUAGUGAGAACCCAACUGCCCAACCUACACCACUUCCAACUGUAUCUGUGACAGAAUUUGAAGCUCUGAAAUUCAAAGUUCAACAUCUUGAAGCUGAAAAUCUUGUUCUACGGGAGGAGUUGGUGGAGAUUAAGUCUACUAUGGAGCAAAGUAUAACCCUAACACUUGAAGAUCAAAUUCCCUACCUAUGGGGUGGGAGAAGAGAUAGGAGAUCAAAAAAUGAUGAGCCCGAGAAGGUGACCUAUGUAGGGGCAUCGCUCCCCGAGGAUAUGAAAUCCGAAUUUGUGAAAUUCUUGAGGAACAACCGGGAUGUGUUUGCUUGGACCGCAGCCGAUAUGCCAGGGAUUGGUCCCCUCUUUAUGACGCACACGCUUAACGUAAGCCCAGAUAGAAAACCCGUAAAACAAAAGAAGAGAAGUUUUGCCCCUGAGAGGCAGGAAGCCAUAAAACAGGAGGUCGAUAAGCUUUUGGAAGCAGGUUUUAUAGAGGAAAUCCAAUUCCCAGAAUGGCUAGCCAACCCAGUCAUGGUCAAGAAAGCUAAUGGAAAGUGGAGGAUGUGUGUAGACUUCACAGAUUUGAAUGAUGCUUGUCCUAAGGACUGUUUUCCUCUCCCAAGAAUAGAUACUCUGAUCGAUGCUACAGCUGGGCACGAGAUGUUGAGCUUUAUGGAUGGCUUUAAUGGAUACAACCAGAUCCGAAUGAAUAAGGACGACAUUCCUAAGGUAUCAUUCAUCACUGAUUUUGGUAUCUUUUGUUAUUUGGUUAUGGCGUUUGGUUUAGAGAAUGCAGGAGCCACAUAUCAACGCCUGGCAAAUAAGAUGUUCAAACAUCUGAUUGGAAAAACCAUGGAGGCCAACCCCGACAAGAUAAAGGCCAUCCUUGAUAUGGAGCCGCCUAAGUCUAUAAAGGAUGUUCAAAAGCUAACAGGAAGAAUCGCGGCACUAGAACGUUUCAUCUCGAAGUCCGGGGAUAAGUGCUUGCCCUUCUUUAAGGCUUUGAAGAAAGUUAAAGAUUUUGAAUGGACAAGUGAGAGCCAAGAGGCCUUUGAGCAGUUGAAGAAGUAUAUGGCAGAGCCACCACUCUUAUCAAAGCCCGUAGAUGGAGAAACAUUAUAUGUCUACUUGGCUGUCUCUGAGAAAGCACGGAGUGCGGUCUUGGUUCGUGAGGAUCGAAAAAUCCAGAAACCCGUCUACUAUGUUAGUAAGAUUUUGCAUGGAGCGGAGUUCAACUAUUCUGUGAUUGAGAAGUUUGCCUUAGCCAUGAUUACAGCUUCAAGAAAGCUAAGGCCUUACUUCCAGGCUCACAAAAUUGAAGUCUUGACAGACCAGCCCCUUAGGAACAUAAUGCAUAGCCCGAAGGCUAGUGGGAGAUUAAUCAAAUGGGCAGUAGAGCUUGGGGAAUUUGAAAUUCGAUACAAACCACGGGUGGCAAUCAAGGCUCAAGCUCUAGCUGACUUCCUCGUUGAAUGCACCCUUGACAACAAGGAAGUCGGGGGGAAGGAGAGUAUGGUAGAGGAACCCAAAGAAGAGGAGAAACCUAAAGAGUAUUGGUUACUAUUUUUUGACGGAGCUUCAAAAACAAAAAAUAGUGGGGCAGGGCUGGUGCUCCGAAGCCCGGAUGGCUUCACGGUCGAGUACGCGAUCAAGUUAGACUUUCCAACUACCAACAAUGAAGCUGAGUAUGAGGCCCUUAUAGCUGGAUUGGGAUUGGCGAGAACCCUGAGGGUUAAAAACCUGAAAGUAUGUGGGGACUCAAGACUUGUGGUGUCACAGGUUAAUGGAGAAUUUGAGGCACGAGAAGAAACAAUGCUGAAAUACUUAAGGAUUGUGAAAGCCCAGAUGACGCAAUUUAAAGAAUGUUUGGUAGAACAUAUACAUAGGGAAGAAAAUACAAAGGCUGAUGCCUUAUCCCAGUUUGCAUCCUCAGAGAAUGAGGUAUGCUCGGGAAGUGUUUACUAUCAGGUUUUGAAAACCCCAAGUAUCAAUGCCAAGCUGGUAGCCCCAAUUGACACGGGGGCCACUUGGAUCGAUGAGGUCAAAACGUAUCUCGAAACUGGACAUCUACCACCUGAUGCUGGGGAAGCACGAAAACUACAAGUAAGAGCUUUAAAGUAUGCACUAAUUGAAGGGAUUCUCUAUAAGAAAUCUUGUGUUAUACCUUAUUUGAAGUGUUUAAGGCCGGAUGAGGCCCGGGAAGCCCUGAAAGAGGUCCAUGAAGGAAUCUGUGGCCAGCACCUAGGCGGGAGAGCCUUGACUCACAAAAUUAUUCGCCUUGGGUUCUUUUGGCCAAAUAUGCUGAAGGAUGCGAAGGAUUAUGUUAAGAGAUGCGAUCGUUGUCAGAGAUUUGUACCUGUUGUGCGCCAGCCCCCAGAGAUGCUAACAUCCAUUAACUCCCCGAUUCCCUUUGCUAUGUGGGGGAUGGACAUCCUAGGGCCGUUUCCACUCGCCAGUGCUCAAAGGAAGUAUGGCAAACCCCGAGUCUUGGUUACUGACAAUGGAGCCCAGUUCAACAAUCCAGAGUUUGUGGGAUAUUGUAACGACUAUAGCAUUGAGCUACGAUUCACUUCGGUUGCCCAUCCUCAAGCCAAUGGGCAAGCUGAAGUAGCCAACAGGAUAAUCCUUGAUGGGCUAAAGAAAAGAGUUGAGAAAGCGCAUGGGUCUUGGGCUGAAGAGAUUCUCCCUAUACUAUGGGCAUAUCGAACAACCUGCAAGGUCUCCACCAGAGCAACCCCGUUCCAGUUAGCUUACGGGGCUGAAGCCGUGGUGCCACUUUUAAGAAGCUGA